Messenger RNA from Melanotaenia boesemani (Boeseman's rainbowfish), 4811 nucleotides. It is a transcript of the gene sema3fb, whose product is annotated as sema domain, immunoglobulin domain (Ig), short basic domain, secreted, (semaphorin) 3Fb. The transcript has 19 exons. Gene Ontology annotation, molecular function: semaphorin receptor binding; chemorepellent activity. The record is from RefSeq and is a predicted model, not a curated record. Bases 473 to 2896 code for a protein of 807 amino acids. NCBI's taxonomy places the organism in Eukaryota, Metazoa, Chordata, Actinopteri, Atheriniformes, Melanotaeniidae. Gene Ontology annotation, biological process: axon guidance; negative chemotaxis; positive regulation of cell migration.
UGACGUCCUGACUCUUCAGUCAGGAGCUGCAACUUUCCAGCGGAGCACGCGUCUCGCGCCUGGACCUCCUCACGCCUCGCGGGGAAUUUCUUUCUUUCUUUUUUCUUUAACCCUCGAGAUGUUGACUGCGCUCGUGCGACGACAGCGUCCACUCUCCACGCUCUCGCGCACAGUGUUGAAUUAGAGAAGCAUUUUCUACAUUCUGUAAUUUCCUCACAACUCCGGGCCCCACACACACUCACACACACAGACGCACGCGGCGCGCUCAGGUACGGACGACCCCUGCACCCCACCCUGAACGCAACACGCCGCCGCCGGAUUUUCUACUAUUAUUGAUCUCAAGUUGGACCGGCAGUGAUCGAUCUGUUGGAAUUGGCUGUUCUGAGGUUUGGAUCAGAACUUGUGUUCUGAGAAGGAUCCGGUAUAGAGGAAGUUAGACCCCUGUGUGGGUGCUACUGGAGGCUGGUCCGCCAUGCAGCUGGACGGUCUGUGGACGCUCCACGCCCUCCUGGCGAUUGCCAGCGUGGCUCUGGGGAAUCAAAUCAGCACUGACCCUCUCGCUGCACCCCGAGUCUUCAUCUCCUUCAAAGAGCUGAGAUCUACCGGUACCGCUCAUCACUUCGCCUACCUGCUCAACACAUCUGACUACCGCAUCCUUCGCAUGGACGAGGACCACGAUCGCAUGUAUGUUGGCAGCAAGGACCACAUCCUGUCCCUGGACCUCCAUGACAUCAACAGGAGCCCCCACAUUAUCCACUGGCCGGUGUCCGAACGGAGAAGGAUGGAAUGCCUUGUGAGUGGGAAAGAUGCCAAUGAGGAGUGUGCAAACUUCAUCCGUCUGAUCGAGCCGUGGAACAGAACCCAACUGUAUGUCUGUGGAACUGGAGCUUACAAUCCAGUCUGCACCUUUGUCAACCGCGGACGCAGACCUCAGACGUCCAUGUAUCUUCAGAUGGCCAGAGGAAGGGCUAGCCGCGCGGCUGAACCCAGUGCGGUGCACGAGACACUUGGAUUGAAGGAAGAUAUAUUCCAUUUGGAACCAGGCAAAGUGGAAUCUGGGAAGGGAAAGUGCUCCUAUGACCCGAAGCUCAACAGCGUGUCGGCUUUGAUCAAUGGUGAACUGUAUGCUGGGGUCUAUGUUGACUUCAUGGGAACAGACUCGGCCAUUUUCCGAACUUUAGGGACAAAGACUGCCAUGCGAACCGAUCAGUACAACUCCAGAUGGCUGAACGACCCCACGUUCGUCCAUGUGCACCUCAUCCCCGACAGCUCAGAGAGAAAUGAUGACAAGCUGUAUUUCUUCUUCCGGGAGAAGUCCUCAGAGAUGGGCCAAAGUCCUGUGACCCAGUCCCGUAUUGGACGCAUCUGCCUGAACGAUGACGGAGGCCACUGCUGUCUGGUGAACAAGUGGAGCACCUUCCUGAAGGCCAGGCUCAUCUGCUCGGUGCCCGGGGCCGACGGCAUGGAGACGCACUUUGACGAGCUCCGAGAUGUUUACAUUCAGCCAAGUCAGGAUAUAAAAAAUCCUGUCAUAUAUGGCGUUUUCUCCGUCUCUGGAUCUGUGUUUAAAGGCUCAGCGGUGUGUGUGUACUCGAUGGCUGACAUCCGCAUGGUCUUCAAUGGACCUUUUGCCCACAAAGAGGGUCCCAACUACCAGUGGGUGGCCUACACUGGGAAGAUCCCCUACCCUCGACCCGGCACGUGCCCUGGAGGUACCUUCACCCCCAACAUGAAGUCCACAAAGGACUAUCCAGAUGAAGUAAUUAACUUCAUGAGGAAUCACCCUGCCAUGCACAAUGCAGUGUAUCCAGUACACAAGCGCCCCCUGGUGGUUCGGACAAACGUGGACUAUGAGUUCACCGCCAUCUCAGUGGACCAGGUGACUGCUGCAGACGGCAACUAUGAGGUGCUCUUCUUAGGAACUGACAAGGGCUCUGUUCAGAAAGUGAUCGUGCUGCCCAAAGACGACCUGCAGACUGAGGAGCUGGUCCUGGAGGAGGUGGAGGUUUUCAAGGUCCCCACUCCUAUAACAACGAUGAAGAUCUCCUCCAAAAGGCAACAGCUAUAUGUGUCGUCUGCAGUGGGGCUGACGCAGUUGGCUCUGCACCGCUGUGACAUGUACGGCGAGGCCUGCGCCGACUGCUGCCUGGCCAGAGAUCCUUACUGUGCCUGGGACGGCAAGUCCUGCUCCCGGUACUCAUCCUCACAGAAGAGGCAACACUGGUCUGACCCCUUUAGACGUAGCCGGAGGCAGGACGUUAAGUACGGGAACCCCAUCCGACAGUGCAGAGGCUUCAACUCCAACGCCAAUAAGAACACUCUGGAGAUGGUGCAGUAUGGGGUGGAGGGAAGCAGCACCUUCCUGGAGUGUCAGGCCCGAUCUCCACAUGCUGUCGUCAAAUGGCAUCUGCAAAGAGACAACAGCGACCGCAGGAAAGAGGUGCGCACUGAUGGGAGGAUUUUAAAGGCAGAGCAGGGUCUGCUGUUGCGGUCUCUGCAGCCUUCAGACUCGGGCAUGUAUCAGUGCACGGCCACGGAGAAGAACUUCAAACACACGCUGGUCAAGCUGCAGCUGGUGGUGCUGUCGGGCCGAGCCGUCAACAACGCCUUGGUGGAUGGUGGUGGAGGAGGGCUGGUGCCGUCGUCUCUGCACGCCAGCGGCACCCAGUGGACCCCCAGCGCAGGACAGUACAAGGACUUGCUGACCAUCCUGAGCCAGCCAGAGAUGAGCCUGAUCAAUCAGUACUGCCAGGACUACUGGCAGUUCGGAGAUCCUCUGCUGGGGGCCCUCAAGGGCAAAGACCUGAAGGAGCUCAAGGAGCAGAAGAAGCCUCGAAACCGCCGGCAUCACGGGGACAGAGAGGAGGAAGACGAGCAGAUGGGAGCAGAGACAUGAGGAGGUUCAACCUCAAAUCAUCCCCACGAAAACUGGGAGAGACUUGAUGAGAGUAGGAACAUAAAAAAACAAGAUAUGAAUAAAAAGUAAAAAAAAAUAAAAUCCAAAACCCAGAAAAAGAGAACUGUGAGAAAAAAGCUUACAAACAAAAUUCCACAUAAAACCCCUCAAACAGCAAAAUAUAUGAAACACAGUAUUUAUUGUAGGUUGUAUAUAGUAUCAUUCUGUGGAUUUCUUUGUACUCAUAGAAAAAAGAAAACAAGCUUUUUGUGUAUAAGUACUUUUGGGGCAAAUAUUGCUGUUGUUAAAUUUAUUGUUGCUGUUAACGUUAUGUCAGCAUCAUGUGAAAUGUUUGGGAUGUGUUGUGAGGCAUGUAAGCUGGAAGAAGUGAGCUACGAGAAGCCUUCUGUACCAGGGUGAUGGGAUCUUCAUUCGUUUUCUUCUGUUCUUUUGCCUGGACGACAGACCUGGAGGACAGACUCGUAAACACUGCCGGAGCACCUGUGCUGCAACCGCCUCAUGGCUGCAGACAGAGUUUGUGUUGCAAAAGGACCAUUUGACAAAAUGGUCUCAGUUAUUGUGGCAAAACAGCCCUUUCUUCGUGGAAAACCUUGUUUUUUGACAUCCAUGCUGAUUGGAGAACUUAUUAUAAAACGGUCACUUCAUGCCAGCCCAGACAUUAAUAACAAUCAGUGAGAAAUGAGAAAUUCUCAAACUGCUCCCCGUCAUUAACCUGCAGCAUCUUCUGGCCUUUAGCCCAAACUAAAAAGCACAACUUAACAGUAAUUUAGGAUCAAAGCAAGCGUCGACUCUAUAAAGAAAUAAAGCCGUUGGUUCACUUUGAAAUGAGACUGAGGUGCAGCAGUGGUCAAGGAUUUGCACACAAGGGCAUUAUUCUUUUGUUUUCAAGGGGUCAUUGGCAGGGGCCCAAAGCAACAAGCAAGCUUGGACAAGGUUCUAGUGGAUUUCUGUGAAACAAAACCAAUUUACAGUGAAAGAGUUGUUUGCAGUCUGACCACACAUGAUGCAUAUGUUUUUAUUUCCUGUUGGACUUUCAUGUGAGGGAAAGAGAAAAAAAAGCCCACAUUUACAACAGCAUUGUAAGAAUACCGUGGCACUAACCAAAAUAUUGAGUAUCAGGAAGCUGGCUUUCAUUGUGUGCAUGAAUCUGUAUUUGUACUGUUAAUCUAAUAGUGCGUGGUAGUUUUUAUUUCUCCUGUUUUUCAUCUCUGUGGAUGUACAGUAUGAUCUGAUGUACUUUCUUAUUACAGAGAAAACAAAUGCUUUAAAACGCUGUCAUUUGGAAUAUCUCCUGUAUAAAGCAUGAUGCAUCUUUUCAUUGACAUAAAUCUAGAUUUGUGUCAAAGUAAAAAGUGAAAUUAUUUUGCUUUUGUGUUCGGAUCGGAGAGAAUGUCUGUAGGGCUGCUCUAAUUGGGAUUUUUUUUUACUCCCUUUUUAGUAAACCAAGCUAAUAGCAGAGUCACACAAAGUAAAAUUAACUUUAUUAAAACAAAUGUAAGGAUGUGUGACAGAAAGCAAACCUGAUUUCCUUUCAUCUAACUUUCAAGUGAAGGGGCUUUAAAUGCACCAGAAUCGACCUCUGUGAAGAUGCAUCUAUAUUUCAUGCAGGGGUGUUUGCAUCUGCUGCUCCGUAUGGAAUUUCUCUGCAUUCCCACAUUCAAACAAGUCUGUUAAUGGUCUUGUUCAAAGAGACAAGGAGCAAAAAAAAAAAAAGCACAGAAAGGUUGUAAAAUUUAUUUUUUAAAAAAGCGUGUCAGUUAAAUGUUUUGUACUUUUCUUUUCGUUAAAAAAUGCACAGCGGUGAUGCUAUUGUAAUGACUUGUGUAAAUUACUUCAUCUUCCCUUUCCAUUGUUGUUGCUAACUAAAAAAUUAAAGCUCUAUAUUUUAUAAGAA